This is a messenger RNA of Triticum turgidum subsp. durum (durum wheat), 765 nucleotides long. NCBI's taxonomy places the organism in Eukaryota, Viridiplantae, Streptophyta, Magnoliopsida, Poales, Poaceae. The record is from the annotation of a GenBank genome assembly.
AUGCAAUUAUCUCCCCUCACAAUUUCUGGUUCCCUGCCCCCAAUCCCCUCGGCAUUCGGGCGCGUCAGGUUCGGGCUGAUGGCGACGGGGGCGGAGGUGCUGCGGCACAUGGGACCCGACCGUCGAGUGGAACAAGUUGAAGAUAUCACCAAUGCGGUGGCGGCGGCGGCGGAAGAACUUGGGGGAGACGACGAGGAGAUCCUGCGGUUCAUGGACUCGGCGGAUGGCUACCUCCUCCUCAUGGAUUCGCUUUCCGUCGCUCUUCGCCAGGGUUGGCUUGAUCUGGCAAGUGCUCGUCACUCGAUGGGCGCAUCACGUGUUUCGAGUGUGCUGUUUGAUCAUAAGGAGCAAUCUGCAGCCACUAUGCUGCAAGUGGAUUAUUCUGCAGAUUUGCAACCAUCAGAAUCAAAGCCGCAUUUUGCUCUGUCGAAGUGGUGCUUGCAAGAAGAAUCAAGCUCCAGUGGUGUUAUCUGUGUACAAGAUGGUACUAAACCAAAACUAAGGUACCGAGGAUCAGAAGCUACCCCAGGAGAUGGUAGCAGGGAAUCAGAUGCAAGUACUGCAAAGUCUUCUACUGGUGUUGACAUUAGCAACCAGGUUCAAAGUGCAAGAUCAAAGGAAUUGUCAGUCUUCGGAAAGUUGGUGUCUCCAAAACUACGAACAACCCAAGUUUCCUUCGAAACAGCACUUGAACUAAUUGUGGAGCUAGCUAAUUCAAGAUCAACCAUGCUCUCUAGUUUCUCACAGAUAAAGUGCAGAUCAUGA